AUGCAACAGAUCGCAAACAGAAACCGGCGGCCUGGGGCUUUCAGGCGACGCCGUGUCCCUGGUAGCAGAGCACACCAGGCUUGCCUCCACUGUAAAGAUAAGAAACUCAAGUGCGAUGAUAGAGUCCCGAGCUGUGCUAACUGCGAGCGGCUGAGCAUAACUUGCUUGGUCCUGGAUCCACAAUCCAAAAAAUCACGACCUCGAAAUUAUCUUGAGAUGCUGGAGGGACGUGUCGCCGGCCUCCAGAGUCACGAUAACGCUACUCCACCUCAAUCCACGUCAGCUGCAGCAAGCAACGACGAGAGCACGUCAUCGAUCCCUUAUACACCCGAGGGUCGAGAUGGGACCAGCGACUUGUCUUCCAGAGUGGGCAUGCUGGACUUCCGCACCACACAGACGGAGCCGCAGUACCUAGGCUCAUCAUCUUCAUUUGCAUUCUCCCGCAUCAUUAACCUUUCUCUCAGUAGCAACCUCCCCACUGCGCCUACCCUGGCUCACCUCAGCGAUAGGCGCAGCUCGCCGUCUCCAUGCUUGCUACCAGACUAUGACGUCGCCGUUAAGCUGAGUGAUGCCUACUUCAAACAUAUCCAUCCCCAGUAUCCAUUCCUACAUGAACCGACUUUUAGAACUUGGGAGGCAAUGCUCUAUGAUUCGUCGCAAGACUUUACUGAGACUGGGUUCUCUUUCACACCGCUAUUCUUUCUCAAUAUGGUAUAUGCUGUCGCUGCGCUACUCUUACCAAACACUCAGUCCUUAGCCGGCCAACUUUACAUAUCUGCUCAACUAUAUACCGAUGUACUAUCGAAGGAUAAUAUUGAAUCCAUUCAAGCUCUGUUGUGCUACGCUAUGUACUCUCUCCGCUCCCUUGAAGGACCAUCUUUAUGGAAAAUCUCUGGUCUGGCACUACGACAGUGCAUUGAAUUAGGGUAUCAUCGCGGAGUUAAGCAGUUUGCACCCGCCGCGAACUUACUCCAACAAGAGAUGCGCAAGAGAGUUUUCUGGGUCGCCCAGGGUAUAGACUGCACUGUUGCUGUACGGCUGGGGCGGCCUUUGGGUAUUCCACCUCAAGAAAUCGAUGCCGAGUUCCCGUCAGACGUGGAUGACUCUGCUAUCACUGACACUGGUAUCUUGGACUCUCCAAGAAACCAUUCCAACCAGCCAACAACAUCGAUGUCUACUGCCAUUCACGUAUUCAAGUUACGUCAUCUCUGGGCUCGCAUACAUACAUCACUGUUUUCAGACACCGUACGCCUAAGCAUUGACGAUCAUACGUACCAUGCUCGAAUCGAACAGCUAUGA
Fusarium odoratissimum NRRL 54006 is the source of this 1299-nucleotide messenger RNA. RefSeq lists its product as uncharacterized. Gene Ontology annotation, biological process: DNA-templated transcription; positive regulation of transcription by RNA polymerase II. The transcript is spliced from 7 exons. Gene Ontology annotation, molecular function: zinc ion binding; sequence-specific DNA binding; DNA-binding transcription factor activity, RNA polymerase II-specific. NCBI's taxonomy places the organism in Eukaryota, Fungi, Ascomycota, Sordariomycetes, Hypocreales, Nectriaceae. The record is from RefSeq and is a predicted model, not a curated record. Bases 1 to 1299 code for a protein of 432 amino acids.